Molecule: messenger RNA, 1374 nt
Organism: Nannizzia gypsea CBS 118893
Lineage: Eukaryota; Fungi; Ascomycota; Eurotiomycetes; Onygenales; Arthrodermataceae
Product: 1,3(4)-beta-glucanase
Exons: 4
Coding region: 1-1374 (457 amino acids)
Biological process (GO): glucan catabolic process
Molecular function (GO): hydrolase activity, hydrolyzing O-glycosyl compounds
Source: RefSeq, a predicted model, not a curated record
AUGCGUGCUACCGGGUUGCUGUUGUUGGGUGCGUUGGCAGAGUUGGGUUCUGCUACAUAUAUCCUUGAGGAUGACUACCAGCCAAGCACCUGGUUUGAUCAGUUCAGGUUCUUCUCUGCGAAAGAUCCCACUCAUGCGUAUGUCGACUACCUCGACCAGGCGGAGGCUCGCAGUCAGAACUUGAUCGGCAUCAAGAACAACGCCGUCUUCCUCGGUGUCGAUCACACGAACAUUGCAACAGGGGAGGGUCGAAGAUCUGUUCGCCUCGAGACUAAGAAGGUGUAUAACCAUGCCCUGAUCGUAGCUGAUAUCAACCACAUGCCUGGAGGAGAGUGCGGGACAUGGCCUGCCUUCUGGACUACCUCUUCUGCCUGGCCGAGAGAGGGUGAACUCGAUAUCAUCGAAGGUGUCAACCAACAGAAACAAAACGACUACGCUCUUCACACAGCUCAGGGGUGCAGCAUCCCCGGACAAGGGGACUUUACCGGAACAGUCGUCACCCCUAACUGCGAUGUCAAGGCUGCUGGCCAAGCUGAGAACCAGGGCUGUCUGGUUGAGGAUUCAAAGGGAUCUCGGGGAUACGGACCUGAUUUCAACAAUGCUACAGGUGGUGUGUUUGCUACUGAAUGGACUGAUCAAGCCAUCUCGAUCUGGUUCUUCCCUCGUGAGGAGAUUCCAAAGGACAUCAAUAGCGAGCACCCCGACCCAUCCAAAUGGGGGAAGCCAUCUGCUUUCUUUGGCGGCUCGCAGUGUCCUAUUGGCAAUCAUGUUCGCAAUCAAAGAAUCAUUUUUAAUACUGCCUUUUGCGGAGGCUGGGCCGAUGGAAUGUGGCCCGGCGACCCCGUCUGCUCCAAGAAGGCCCCUACUUGCAUGGAAUACGUCCGCGAAAAUCCAUCUGCGUUCGAAGAUGCAUACUGGUCAAUCAACUACAUGAAGGUCUACCAACAGGGAACUGCUCCAACCAAGCCUAGCCAGGCCCCUGCACCGCCAUCCUCAUCCUCCACCAUGUCCACUAUCAAAUCUACUUCCACCGUCUCCUCUAUCGUCUCUGCCACUCCACCCGCCGCUCCCACUCCCAGCAAACCCGCCGAAGCGCCCAUGCCGCCUCCCAGCUCAUCCGGUAACAGUAGCCCUCUACCUACAGGCGGAAACGGAAACCCGGGUGACACUUGCCCUCCACCAACUCAACCUGCCUGCCGCACUUACGUUAUCACCAAGACAUACACACUCACAAGCACCAUGAUGCCACCCAGUCCCCAGAAGACAGGUGGUAUUGUCCCUAUCCCCUCUGCAGCCUUGAACGAUGACAAGGACACUGCUAACCGACGACGACGGGAUAUGGAGCGCCAUGCCAGACGCGCCCACCAUAACUAA